This is a messenger RNA of Coregonus sp. 'balchen', 3619 nucleotides long. The record is from the annotation of a GenBank genome assembly. Lineage: Eukaryota; Metazoa; Chordata; Actinopteri; Salmoniformes; Salmonidae.
AUGAAUAAAACCCUAUCUUAUUUUAGGGACUCAGGGUUACAGACAGUGUUGUUGUCAUUUAACUUGAGGGUUACAGACAGUGUUGUUGUCAUUUUCAUCCCUUCUCUUCCCCUUUUCCAGUGAACGGCAGUUGCAGCGGUGCCUACUGCCCAGAGAAGGAGAGUGGGCCAGAGCUGGGGGGCAGUGAGGGCACACUGAUGUGCUGUGGACAGAGUCUGGCGGUGCUGAUGCCACCAGGGAGCCAGCCAGGUCCAGUGGGUCAUUACCACAGUGUCCACUGUGAGCGGCCCACACCCACACACAACCUUCAUCUGCUGGACAGCCAGCAGCAGCACGCUGAAGCCAGGUAAGAACAACACUGACAGGUUCUGACAAGAAUACCAGCAAUAUAGGGGACAAUACAGGACUUAAACAGUAUAGCUGUCUGUUGAUUGUUUCUGUUGAUCAGAUUAUUUGUGUUUGUUAAACACCUGAAAUGAUGUUAGCAGUACAUGUUAUACUGUUGUAUUAACACUAAUAAUAUUAUCAUACUGAUAAAAUGAAUAGUAAUCAUUCUACGCAGGUAAUGACGGUGAUAAUAGUCCCUGUAUAAAUGUGAACUUUAUCUGUCAAAUGUAAUUACCUAUAGCAUGUAAUGACAUUUCUCAUAGAGGAGGCAGGUAUGAUACUUAACUAUCUAUUGACUGGUCCAAUAAAUAUUCCUAUCACCCUCUCUGGCCUCUAUACACUCCAAAGUGCUUCUGGACAGACAUUCAAUUCUCCCAUAUUGUCUCUGAAUGCCAUCGCUACAGCCAAACAGGAAAUAUCGCUCAUGAAAGAAAGGGGGGACUCUCUCUCUUACACACUCUUUAUUGACUACGAAAAAGUCAGGCUCUGGCUCUAUCUAGCCAGGCAGCUAGCGUUAGCACUUUUCCCUAGUGUGCGUCGAGAGAACGGUAGAAAGAGCGAUGAGAGAGAGAGAGAGAGAGAGAGAGAGAGAGAGGAGAGAGAGAGAGAGAGAGAGAGAGAGAGAGAGAGAGAGAGAGAGAGAGAGAGAGAGAGAGAGAGAGAGAGAGAGAGAGAGAGAGAGAGAGGACAAAGACAAUUCCUUCAUGGAGACAGGAGAGAAAGAAAGAGGGGCCUUCUCACAUCACUCAAGAGCUUUGCACAAAAUCCAUAAUGAGCGAACUGACAGGAAUUAUUAUGUAGGACAUCACAGCAACGCAUGGAGAAAUACGACCUGGCUCCCCAUUCACCGGGGGCAAGAUUCCCACCAUAAUACACAGUAUUGUAAACGCUGACCCUUCACAGGCCGCCAUUAUCCAACAAACCAGCUGACUCCUAUUUAUCCCAACAUGUAGGCUUAGGUUUAACCCCUUUGUGUCAUCAAAGCCUGUCAGACUAGUGACACACAAGAAGCCCCAUCCAUCGCCUCUCCUUCUAUCCUCUCUAUCUGCCCCCUCUCCUAUUCUUAGCCAUAAAUGCCCAUUCAUAACUGCUCACAGGGCUCAAGGUCCCCUUUCAUUUAUUCAUGAAAUCACUCCCGGAUCAUCUGCUGCUGGUGGAUGCUGCCCUGUUUUGAAAGGGACACCACAAGUCACUCUAACUAACCUUCCAUUUCUCUCUGAAAGUUCUCUGUCUGUGUGAAGUGGUUGUUAGACCCUCUGACUAAGACUUUUAGUUCUAUGGGGGCUCUCUGGGAUGAGAUGUUGUUUUUGUAGAGAGAGAAAGAGAGAGAGAGCAAGAGAGAGCAGAGCGAGAGAGCAGAAAGACAGAGAGAGAGAAAGAGAGAGAGAGAGAAAGAGAGAGAGAGAGAAGAGAGCCCACUCUAGGCCAGGUCUGCAGCUCACAGCCUUGCUGUUGUGCGAGGACUGAAAGCUGCAGCAUGUGGGAAGGAUGACUUGGCAGGACCCAGACAGCCUUGGCCUUUAUCUAUCAACAGCGGGCGGCUAAUAGUGCUCAUAUUCUCCCCUGUGUUGUCCUAAUAGCCUCGCUCUGCUCAGAUUCCCUGCCGUGUGUUUUUCCCCUCUACAGGUCCUCUGCCUUCCAGAGAUCACUGGCCUCUCCCGACCCAGGCUGCGGCAGCUCCAAUGGGGCCAGGGCACUUCCUCUCCCCUAUCCCAUCAAACAGGAGGCCUCCAUGGGCUACAACAUCUCCCAGGGACCAGGGGUCCCCACCACAAUCCACGGUGCUUUCCAGAGCAGCAGGGGAAGCAUGGGGGUCCGGCGGGGGGAGAUGGAGGGUCCUCUCGGUGGAUGCGGCGGUGGCAGUGGCUUAGGCAGCGCUCUAUCGGCAGACUCGGCGUACCCGUUUAAUAAUGAAGAUGGCUCCUCCCCGCUGUCUUUGUCCCCUGGCGGCUCCCGUCAUUCAGCGCGGCUGCUCACCACUAGCAGCCUGAAAAGACGCUGCCUGUCCCUGGCUUCCCAGUCCGCCACUGCCAGCAGUAACGCUAGCGCCGUCGCAAACGCCGUCGUCACCACCACAGAGGGGAUCGAUAUCACCGCCAUUAUCUGCUCCUCCCAGAUGUCCGUGGUGGCCUGCGUCAACGGGCUCCGGACAAACCCCUCACCCCAGCCCAGCGGCGGCUUCUCCUCCCGGGCUGCCCCCCGCAAGCCCCCGCCCCCCCAGCAGUGCAGAAGCCCCCAGCAGAACCUCUCGCAGGAGAGUUGUCAGCUGCCCUCGCCUGCCGCCUGCCUGCUGUCCCUCUCCUCGGGCUCCUCCUCAUCCUCCUCCUCCUCCGUGUCGUCUCUGGAGCCGGAGCAGCAGAACCAGGGCCAGGGGCUGUGUGAGGAGCCCGGCUCCAUGCAGCCGGGGCCAGGGGGUGGAGGUGGAGGAGGAGCAGGCUCUGAGGGGCUGGGGCUGCUGAUGAGUGGGGCCCUGAUGACGGGAGGCCUGCUUGGGAACGUGUCUAUGCUGGAGGGCUGUCAGAGGGCCGGUGGAGGAGCUCUGAAACAGGAGCCUCUAGAUGACUUCUCUCCCAGUGAGGAGGAGCUCUUUCAGCACCACUACCACCAUCACCACCAUUAUAACCACCUGACUGGCCGCACUGCUGCCAGCCACCUCCGCCCUCAUCCCCACCACCCUGCCCCCCCACGGUCCUCCAUGCCCCCACCCUACCACCUGCACCAGUACGGGGGCCCAAGCCCAGGGGGCUUGCUACACCUCCAGAACCAGUCCACCACAUCUUCAUCCUCUCUCCUCUUGGGCCUCAAGACAUUGAGCCCCGUCGGGGGAGAGGACGGUGGGCUGCUCAGCGACAAGCAGGUUUGCCGCUGGAUUGACUGCAGUGUGGCGUACGAGCAGCAGGAGGAGCUGGUGAGGCACAUCGAGAAGGUGCACAUCGACCAGCGCAAAGGGGAGGAGUUCACCUGCUUCUGGGCCGGCUGCAUCCGCCGCUACAAGCCCUUCAAUGCCCGCUACAAGCUCCUCAUCCACAUGAGGGUCCACUCGGGAGAGAAGCCCAACAAGUGUAUGGUGAGUCCCUCUCCCCACCAUAGAAAUAUAAUUCAUAGAAGGGAAAUCCCCAUUCAAGUAAAUUUGAUGGGUGUGCCGGCGGCCAUGUUGAAUGUACCCAUGCCAUUCUAGUAAUUCCCCACCCUGAGUACAGAACCAAGCCAUUACGGUUGGUGUCAGCAGUCA